This is a messenger RNA of Sclerotinia sclerotiorum 1980 UF-70, 879 nucleotides long. RefSeq lists its product as hypothetical. The transcript is spliced from 2 exons. Bases 1 to 879 code for a protein of 292 amino acids. NCBI's taxonomy places the organism in Eukaryota, Fungi, Ascomycota, Leotiomycetes, Helotiales, Sclerotiniaceae. The record is from RefSeq and is a predicted model, not a curated record.
AUGCCAAAUACGAUUGGGCCAAAGAUCUCCGCCAUUCUCGACUCGAAGAGCCACAAUGAAAGUCAAGAGGGCGGUGGAGAUACUGAAUUACCCUUCAACGAAAAGGACGAAAUAAAGCGGCCCAUAGAAUGGCCGCCAGAACGACAAGACGACAUUCCGAUUAGAAGACCCUACGAAGGCACGAUUCCAAAGUCAAAUUAUGGCAUAAAACAUCUGAGACCACCUAAGCUCAAGUUCUAUGGCCGUAGUGGAAACCAAAAGGUUGGAGAUAAGGUGGCAUUAUCAGGAGUGGAUGCGUUAGGGAAGACUGCCGAAGUCCUUGUCUUGCGAGAUUUAAAGUUCCAGUUGCCCGAAAAGAAAGGAAAGGAAUUUAUCAGCGAAGGCCAGGAACCUGAGAGUAUUGAUAUCUUGGCCAAAAUUCAAAGCGAAAGAGGGAUUGUCUCUUCGGAAGAUAUCAAAGCGAACAUUGACGAGUUUAGACCCGACCAGGAGAAAAUACAGACAUGGAGUGAUUUCAACGACCUAGUGCAAUCUUUGCAAAACAGUUUUACAAUUCCUCAAUUGAGAAAGUACAUUAAGUCGUACCCAGCAGAAAAAAGGAUGAAGAAAGUUCCUCCUCUUGGAGAUGGAAUUCUAGAUUACUCGAAUUCAAUUUGGCGAUCCUCUCCCUGGGUACCAGAAAUCUCUCCAAUCAGCAAGCCAAUUGAUGAUAGCGCUAUUCUGGGAUAUUCUGCCUCAUCCUACAACGAUAAACAAAAUCUUGCAGUCAAAAUUUUGAGGGAAUGCUGGCGAUUGGAGGUUCCGGAGCUUCUUGAGGGGAUAGGUGAAGCAGAAGUGUAUGUUAAAUUAAAGGACCUGGACUUCUUAACAAGUGCGUAA